AGCGCUUUCUUUUUCCUCUUCCGGGGACGGGGACUUCGGGCACUCACGAUGGUGCAGCGUUUGACGUACCGUCGGAGGCUGUCCUACAACACAGCCUCUAACAAAACUAGGCUAUCCCGAACCCCUGGUAAUAGAAUUGUUUACCUUUAUACCAAGAAGGUUGGGAAAGCACCAAAGUCUGCAUGUGGCGUGUGCCCAGGCCGACUUCGUGGAGUUCGUGCCGUGAGACCUAAAGUUCUAAUGAGGUUGUCUAAAACGAAAAAACAUGUCAGCAGGGCCUAUGGUGGAUCCAUGUGCGCCAAAUGCGUCCGUGACAGGAUCAAGCGUGCUUUCCUUAUCGAGGAGCAGAAAAUCGUGGUGAAAGUAUUGAAGGCACAAGCCCAGAGUCAGAAAGCCAAAUAAAAUGAAGCUUUUUUGAGUAAUAAAAGCAAUUAAAAGGCUCA
This is a messenger RNA of Molossus molossus (Pallas's mastiff bat), 443 nucleotides long. RefSeq names its product ribosomal protein L34 (gene RPL34). The transcript has 5 exons. The record is from RefSeq and is a predicted model, not a curated record. Gene Ontology annotation, cellular component: ribosome. Lineage: Eukaryota; Metazoa; Chordata; Mammalia; Chiroptera; Molossidae. Gene Ontology annotation, biological process: translation. Gene Ontology annotation, molecular function: structural constituent of ribosome. The coding region runs from base 49 to 402 and encodes 117 amino acids.